Cydia amplana is the source of this 1141-nucleotide messenger RNA. RefSeq lists its product as uncharacterized. The record is from RefSeq and is a predicted model, not a curated record. The transcript has 6 exons. Bases 79 to 813 code for a protein of 244 amino acids. NCBI's taxonomy places the organism in Eukaryota, Metazoa, Arthropoda, Insecta, Lepidoptera, Tortricidae.
CUGAUGGGGGGCGGCGCCGGCCGCGGCCGAUAGUACGACGGCGGCCGCCCGCGCAGCGUCUCCCACCGGCCGUCAGCCAUGGUGCGCGACAAGAAGCCGCCGGGCAAGACCGACUCGCAGAAAUCAAGCACCAACCUAGUGGGAAAGUUCACGCAGAGCGUCCGCCGCAUAGUACAGGACGUCAAGGACGAGGGGGCUUCCAGCGGGCAGACAAAGGAGGAGGUAAUAGAGACGAACGAGCGGCUGCGCAUGGUGCGGAUACGGUUGGACGAGAACUAUGACACCGCUAAGAAGGCGCUGGUGACGCUCAUGACGCGCUACAACGAGUCCAAGGCGCAGAGGAACCUGUUCACUAGAUACGCGAUGCUGAAAGUCAUGAUCAAGGACGUCAUCCGUCUGGAGACUCAGUACUGGUCGUUGGUGGAGAUCCCUCGUCAGGAGAAGGCGGAGACGGUGCCGGCCUUCGUGCUGCGCGCGUGCGCCAUCAUGGAGAAGACGCAGAAGUCUGGAGAAGGAGUCAAGACCUCGUCUAAGCUGGCCGAGGAGGCCGCUGAUCGGAGGGACAGGAUAGAAAGGCUGAGCGAUAUGACAACAUCCCAAAUAGAAGCCGAGAAUACGCAGAUGACAAACGACUUGUACCGCCUCCUGAAAAAGUACACCGGGUUAAGAAAUCUUAUAAGAGAAUUAAAGUCGGAGUAUGUAAGCACCAAAGUGUAUCCGAUGUUCCCGCGGUACACGAUGCUCAAAGACAUGAUAAAGGACAUCAUGCACGACCCUGACUACAUGGAGGUGUGCCACGAGGUCGACCCAUAGCGCGGGGUUCGCAAAUAAAUGAGGCGCUCUUUCACCGACCGCGCGCGGUCGAGUCGUCGCUAGCAGGCGAGGGUCAAGAUCAGGAGGAAUAUGGGGGUAAAUCCCCCCUAAGUUGUCGGAGGGGCAUCGGCAACAAGUCGUUACAUUUUCGUGACGGGCGGUGCUCUGUGGUGACACUGGUGACAUGCUAGCGGCGGGUAGUGCGGCGAGUACUCGUUUAUUUGCGAUUAUUUGUUAUUGGACUUUGUUUAGUGUAAGCUUAGAUUCGGAUUAGUGUACUCGUCCUUCAAGAGCCUGUGAAGUUUCUUCUUCUUUCCAAAAUUAUCUU